Saccostrea cuccullata (small rock oyster) is the source of this 912-nucleotide messenger RNA. RefSeq lists its product as uncharacterized. The transcript has 2 exons. NCBI's taxonomy places the organism in Eukaryota, Metazoa, Mollusca, Bivalvia, Ostreida, Ostreidae. Bases 1 to 912 code for a protein of 303 amino acids. The record is from RefSeq and is a predicted model, not a curated record.
AUGCAUUCAAAUGGGUCACUGGACAAAGAAACUUACAAAUUUCUAAAUGACAAAAAACCUUCACUCAGAUGUGGGCAUUUAUACCUUUUACCGAAAACCCACAAAAUACCAGCAAACAUUUACAAUGCUCUAAUAAACGGCCAGUGCAGCAUUAGGAAAUUACCACCUGGUAGACCAAUUAUCUCGCAAUGCGAUACGCCAACGAGGAAAAUAGGACAAUAUUGCGAUUAUUUUCUUGUACCCAUUGUACAAAAACAAUCAACUUAUAUUAAAGACACUACGGACUUUAUCACCAAAAUCGAAGGCCUCACAUUGCCAACAAACGCAUUAUUAAUUACUUAUGAUGUGACGAGCAUGUACACAAACAUGGAAUUCAACGAACUUCUCUCAUCAGUAAAUGAGGCUUACACACAGGCCAAUAAAACGCAAUUAGACAUUCCAUAUCCGGACCCUGAAGAUCUAAACUUCUUACUGAAAUGCGUCUUGGAAAACAAUUACUUUGAAUUCGAUGGAAAAUAUUACAAACAAGUAAUAGGAGCAAGUAUGGGGGCAGUCCCCAGUCCAGAGAUCUGUGACAUCAGAAUGUAUCAAAUCACAAAGCAAAUAAUGGCACAAUUUCGUCAUGCCAGCAAAAUUGUCUUCCACGGCAGAUACCGUGAUGACGGUUUCAUAAUAUUCAAUGGAACGCAACCAGAGAUAGAAGAAUUCAUCAAUAUCGGCAAUCACUGGCACAAGCAUCUCAGAUUUACAUUUGAAAUUUCUCCAUCUGUUGUGAACUUCCUUGAUACUACAGUGUAUAAGGGACAGAAAUUUCAAAAUUCUAACAAACUAGAUAUCAAGUCGUUUAUCAAACCAACAAAUAACUUUCAGUUGCUACCAAGAUUCUGCCAUCAACACUUCUAUAUCCAUUGA